UUACAUUUCGCAGUAGUACUUUGCACGAGAGGAAAGAAUGAAUUUAAACUAUUUCUAGGAUACCGUGCCGUGCCGCGCCGUUCGUACCAAGUACCGUACACCCUGGUUUCGUUUGUACCGGUUUCCCACAUCCGAGAUCCAAACUGUAUUAGAGUGACACAAAGUGAUGUUACGAGUACGUACUCUGCAUUUCGAACCAUCGAUCAAGAAACUGGUGCAAUGAAAACUAGCCUUCCGUUCUUGAUUCUAGGCURCUGGACUACUGCUUGCGCGUUUGCACCAKCGSGAUGGGAUAUGUCCGGUAGUCUCGGCGUCCGCAACGGAAGGUACCUUGAAUCCACGUCGUCGUCGGAUGGAGAAGCCACCUCUCGUGUGGAAGAGCUCAAGACAGAGCUCCUCGAAAAGAUUGCCAUCCUCAACCGCCUCCAGGAGGAAGACGGAAAGAUUGCCGUUGAUUUUGGAGUAAAGGGUGGUGAGAUUGACGAGAAAUCCAGGGCACCCCGAAAGCUAGAUUUUUAUACGGUUUCGGAACGGGUUGGCAAGGCAGCGGACGCCAUCUUCGAGGCCGUCGGGGAACUUUCCAAGGUGAAUCCCACGGAAACGCCCACGGAGGGCCUCGGAGACACAACGUUCACAGGAACCCCGCCGCUGGAUGGACCAUGGAAUCUCCUCUUUUCGACCGCCGCCGACGCCAACUUUUCCAAGGACAGCAAGCGCGGAGACGCCAAGGCAGCAAACAUUGUCGACGCCAGGCGCGGAAAGAUCACCAACGUGAUCAGGUUUGCGCCKGCCAACGACAAGGAUGGAAAUCCGRAGCCAAAGGCCGUCGACGAGCUCCGGGUGCGGCUGGCGGCGACUGCCGAGGGGCCCAACCGGGUCGCGAUUGUCUUCAAGUACGUGGCCGUCCGGUUCACCAGGUUCUUUUUUCUACCGCUCCGAUGGACCCUCUAUAUCCCCGUCCCGGCUCCCACCAUUGGUAAAAUUGUGAUCGCCCUCAGCAACGCCAAGAACUUUCUCUUGCGGAAAAAGACCGAACCCCGCAAGAUACCGAAGGGUUUUUUCGAUGUCCUCUUUUUGGACAAGGAGUUGCGGGUCCACAAGACGGGCGAGAACAAUUUGUUUGUGCAGGCCCGGCCGGACUGGACCACUGCCUGGGACACAGUGGGUUAAUUGAAUUGAAGUUGAGCGAACGCUGGAACGAUGACASCAACGAUGCGUCGUUGGCGGUCUCUUCUUUYGGCACAUGYAACGUCUGUAUCUUGGCACCC
Messenger RNA from Pseudo-nitzschia multistriata, 1268 nucleotides. The record is from the annotation of a GenBank genome assembly. NCBI's taxonomy places the organism in Eukaryota, Bacillariophyta, Bacillariophyceae, Bacillariales, Bacillariaceae.